This is a messenger RNA of Quercus robur (English oak), 1494 nucleotides long. RefSeq lists its product as uncharacterized. The coding region runs from base 136 to 1386 and encodes 416 amino acids. The transcript has 2 exons. Gene Ontology annotation, molecular function: zinc ion binding. Lineage: Eukaryota; Viridiplantae; Streptophyta; Magnoliopsida; Fagales; Fagaceae. The record is from RefSeq and is a predicted model, not a curated record.
UUCGGUGAUACAAUAUUGCGCUAUAUAUUUUGGGCUUUCGCUCCAUGCAUUGCAGGAUUCAGACAUUGUAAGCCAGUGAUCAGUAUUGAUGGGACCCAUUUGUAUGGUAAAUAUCGAGGGGUGUUGUUGAUUGCAAUGGCCACCGAUGCCAACAACAAGGUUUUGCCUCUUGCCUUUGCUGUUGUGGACAAAGAGUCAGGGUCUAGUUGGGGGUGGUUUUUAGAACGCCUCAGGAAUGCACUGGGGGAUGUGAUAGCAGAUAAGGACAUCUGUAUAAUUUCUGACCGACAUAAGGGUAUUCAAAGUGCAAUUGCAAACUGGCCUAGACAUGAUGAUGGACGACAACGAGUAGUUCACAGAUAUUGCCUUCGACAUGUUGCUAGCAACUUCAACACGCAUUUUCAGGACGCCACUUUAAAGUCAUUAGCCUUGAAAGCGGGGUAUGCUACUAAGGAAUCAAAAUUUGAGCUGUACAUGCAACCUAUCAAGGAAGCUGAGAUCGAGGCCCUUAGGAAGAAACGGAGAACCGAGCGGCAGGAAAGUGAACCCGACUCAUCCAUCAUGCCAUACACAUAUCUAAUGAAUGAGGAUCUAGACAAGUGGACCCAACUACAUGAUGGUGGAUACCGUUAUGGGGCUAUGACAACCAAUGUCUCGGAGUGCUUCAAUGGAGUACUCAAAGGUGCCCGUGGCCUACCCAUUGCUGCAAUGGUUGAAUUCACUCAUUGCAAACUUGUUGCGUAUUUCCAUGAUCGACACAAAGAAAUUACUCAUGAGCUCUCAAAGGACAAGGUAUGGACUAAAUAUGCCUUAAAAAUCUAUGGACACAACCUACAAAAAUCAAUUUCACACCAAAUAAAUCCGUUUAAUAAUCAGAAUGGUAUAUAUCAAGUAAUUACUUCAUACAACAUCUAUAGCUCUGGAGGGGGACACCAUAGUUAUGAAGUAAAUGUAAAGGCCAGAACAUGUGGUUGUGGAAAGUGGCAAAUUAGAAAGAUCCCUUGUUCACAUGCAAUUAAAGCUCUUCAGUACUUGGGGCAAGAUGCGACUGCAUAUAUUGACCCAUGUUAUAGUUUGGUGAACGCCAUUCACACCUACUCACAUGCAUUUGUGGUGCCAAAGUCAGAUUCAUUGUGGAGGGAUGUGGAUGGUCCAAAGUGGGUGCCUGACCCAAAACUGUUGCGGGGCAAAGGUCGACCUGUGGCGUCUAGGAUACGAAAUGAGAUGGAUGGGGUCCGGCGAGAACCGGGAAGCCGGAGGCCAGAUUCUGACUUGAGGGAGAUUCAGCAAAAGCAGAGCUGUGGACUGUGUCAUCAACAUGGGCAUAACCGUAGAAGAUGUCCGCUUUCCCGUGGGGCUUCGACAAGCAGUAAUAAUCCAAACUAGGCAUGCAAAUACUCGAGUUUGGAAUGGCAUUGUAGAUGUCAAUUGGGGUUCUCUUUAUUAUGUAUUUGAACUUACUACUGGGUUGUAUCCACACAAUUAUUAUUUUGU